AUGGUGGUACCUCUUACCUCGCCGACUGCUUCAAAGGGUGUUGGCAUAACUUAUGUUGGUUGUGACUCUAUACCCACAACGGUUGUUGUUACAUCUUCUGGCAGCCUUUUUUCCACUUCGGAAAGAUCGGUGUUGGGCCCUUUGGAUUGGUUUGUUGUGGCAGCUAAAGUUGAAGAUGGUUGGAUUACUCCUCCAAAGCCACAAGACACGCAGGUUCGUGUCAUUGAUUUGCACGCCUUGGGAGCCCAAGAUCUUCAACAAGAGACCAUUGCAGCAAUCUCAAACGCUGCACAAAACUGGGGAUUCUUUCAGAUCGUCAAUCAUGGAAUCCCAAGCUCUCUUAUUUCUCGCAUGCAAGCCGUGGGCAAAGCCUUUUUCGAUCUUCCGCUUGCAGAAAAGGAGCUGUAUAAAAGUGAACUUGCUGGGAGCCCAAUUGGGUAUGGAAGCAAGCUAGGAUACUCCCCAGAUGCUAAAUUGGACUGGGGAGAUUAUCAUCACAAUGUUACUUUGCCUCCACACAGGAGAAACAUGUCUAAAUGGCCCACUUAG
Messenger RNA from Cryptomeria japonica (Japanese cedar), 549 nucleotides. RefSeq names its product leucoanthocyanidin dioxygenase-like. The record is from RefSeq and is a predicted model, not a curated record. The transcript is spliced from 2 exons. Bases 1 to 549 code for a protein of 182 amino acids. NCBI's taxonomy places the organism in Eukaryota, Viridiplantae, Streptophyta, Pinopsida, Cupressales, Cupressaceae.